GAAAGUGUAGGCUACCACUCUCUGGUCUAUAUCGCUAGCCUACAACAAAACUGAUGUUGCUGUUGAUAUUUGAACAUGGCGGGGGGUUCAGUAUCGGUAUGCACCGAGUGUUUGAUUAAAGUUUUGGUGAUUGGAGAGAGGGGUGUUGGAAAAACGAGCUUUAUAACGCGGUACUUUAACAUGCGGUUCAAGGAGGAGUACAAGGCAUCGAUUGGAGUUGAUGCGUUGAAAACGAUCGAAUGGGACAAUAAAACAGUGGUGAGACUUCAGCUUUGGGACAUUGCAGGUCAGGAGAGGAUUAGGAACAUGUCCAGAGUAUACUACAAGGAGGCCAUGGGGGCGUUUGUGGUCUUUGACACGACCAAGAUGGAGACAUUAGAGGCUGCCUCACAGUGGAAGCAUGAACUAGAUAGCAAAGUGAGACUGGUCAGUGGAAGCCCUGUCCCUGCUGUCCUGUUAGCCAACAAGUGUGACCAGACAGAGGGAAACAAGUAGCUGUCUGCCCUCAUGGACAACUACUGUAAAGAGAAAGGCUUCCUGGGUUGGUUUGAGACGUCAGCAAAGGACAAUCUCAAUGUUGACGAGGCAGGAGCCUUCCUAAUGGAGAACAUGCUGCGGAUUGACAGAUGGCUGUCCAGCAAAGACAACGAAAAUGACAGGAUCAACAUGAGCCAGUCCAAGGCAACAUUUAAAUGCUGCUAG
Messenger RNA from Oncorhynchus nerka (sockeye salmon), 702 nucleotides. RefSeq names its product RAB32b, member RAS oncogene family (gene rab32b). Gene Ontology annotation, cellular component: trans-Golgi network; Golgi apparatus; lysosome. NCBI's taxonomy places the organism in Eukaryota, Metazoa, Chordata, Actinopteri, Salmoniformes, Salmonidae. Gene Ontology annotation, biological process: endosome to lysosome transport; phagosome-lysosome fusion. Gene Ontology annotation, molecular function: GTPase activity; GTP binding. The record is from RefSeq and is a predicted model, not a curated record.